UCAAGAUAUGUGGAUGGGCAGGCAGAGGUAGGCUCAGCGGAGCUAUGUUUGUAUGAACAUAUGUACUGCAUUUCCACAGGCAGGGGUGGUUAAUUAAGUAUAUUCUUAGAGUUUCUGGGAGGCUUAUCCUGUUGUCCUAAAUUCUUACGUUAAUCCAGGCUACUCAAAGGAACUUUUCUUCCUUGUAACAGUGAAGUCUUGCAUGCUCUUUCCAUGUCAAUGUGCUUGUAGGUCAUCAAGGUGUUAAUUUUAAGCGAGGCUCUCUUUGCUCAGCCCCUUCCUCUGUGUUUUAAGGCAUGGACGUGCAGUUGCGGACAAUUUAGAGGUGUGUAUGCGCCACCGGUACAGGAGAAGAUAUUUUCUCUGUGGAGGUUGUAAGGCUGCCCGGUGAAGACUGCGUAGUCUUUGCAUUCAUGUAGGAAAAUUAGUUCAGAUGACAGAUUCUUGAUUCUUCUUUUGAUUGAGAGUUGCUUGUGAUGCAAGACUAUGAGCAAAGAGGUAACACUGUGCAGGCUUGGGAUUAGCAGUGAUUUCUCUGAUGUGCAUAAGGAGGAAUUCUUGGCUUUGAAAAACUGUGAGAACUUUGUGUAGGCCAUCGUUUUUCAUUGGCAAGACAUAAACACAGAAAAGUCCAUACUGCUUCAGGGUAAGUUAGGACCAUCUAGAAACUGGUGACUGGCUGUGAGUUGCUAUCUAAUCAGCUUAGUAUUAAUAAGUUAGUUCAUGAUGUUGAGAAAAUAAUUUCUAAGUAGACGGUAUUUGUGGCUCACUAGGGAACGACAGAACGUGGUGUUUUCCCCAGUCAGCAGCUGUUUUGGGUAGAAUAUGGUCCAUGUGCCAAUGAGGUGCCCCUGGUGCAAGUGGCCACUGCCUUUCUGGCAGAAGGGAGGGCAUGAGCCUGUCAGCUGAAAGUCUACUGUGUGAUAGUGUUAUGGUGUCAUUGAAGGAUGAGGUCUGCAAACCCUGCAAUGGAAAGAGCCAGGGCAGUAGGUCGUCAGGCCCAUCUGCUGAUGCCUUGCUUGGACAAGCAGAGUUGUAUUGUGUCCGGAUGACAUGCGUAUUGAUACUGUGUCUUUAGCCCCAGUAGUUCUUUAGGGGUUUCAUAAAAAGGACAGAGGGACUUGGUGGGCGAAGAAUACAAGUAGAUUUGAACAACCAGUCUAAGCCUAUCCACGCCUGUGCUGUCGGUCGCUGCUGCCUCCUUUGUGCCAAUGCCAGUGAGCAUGUGGCCACCUGGCUGGCUGGAAUGGAAAGCUUGUCUCUGAAAAUUAAUCAUAUCUUUAUCUAGAGUUAGUUUUCAGCUGGGUCACAAGUGCUAGUGAUGGCUGGAAGGGAUUGAGUUGGAUAGAUUUAGGCUGGCUGAAGUUGCUUUCCUGGGUCCAGCAUGCACUCGGUGUACGUACGUCAGGAGGCAUUUUUGACAAAUCGAUUUGAAUACUGAUGGGUCCAAUACUAGUCGUGUUAUAAGCGCAUGCUUUAUGCAUUCAUGGGAAAGGAUGAGGAGGACAGCUUUUGCUAAGAGGUAGAGGCAGAUUUCAAGGUGUAGUUAAAAGCCCUUAGUAGGGGCCUUAUCUGGAAAUUGGGACUGGUUCAAGGGAUUGAAGUGUCCCUGUGUCCACAAGUGUCACGGGGAGGCAUGUGGGGUGUAGAAUACUCUUGUCAAUUUAUCUGUUUGCUUUUACUUUUAUAUGAUCUUAAGGGAGUCUGACGGUUCAAUAAAAGCCUUGAAUGACACCUCCUGCAUCUUCCUUGUUUCCCAGUUGCACUCUUUAUCAAUGAGGUGUGUAAGCAAGUACUUUGUUAAACAGCAACUUAUUAAAAAGUAAGGUGCGGUUCAACUGCAAGUGUGCAAAAUAAACAAAUGCUUAACAAAACUGGUAAGUGCAGCAUGUGGUGAAAACCAGUGGUAGCUCUUGGGGUGUCCUGGGUGUAGUGGAAUCACCUUUUGCCAGUGCAGCUGUUCUCCCUCUUAUGUGGUUGAAUGAGGGUCGGAGCAAUAGGAUGUGCCCUUCCCAGUAAAAUUGCACUGAAGGAGCAUGUCGGCUGAUUCAUCGCCUUACCCCACCUCUCAGGUCACACCGGGAAUCCGCUGGUGGAUGCACAUGCAGAGGUUUGCUUCCUGGUGGCUGUCAGGAUGAACGGCUGUUGGUGCUGCUGUUCUUGGUCCCUCCUGAAGCUCCUGCUCUUCCCAGAGCAGUCUCUUACUCCACUCUCUUCUUUCUUGCCUAUUCCACUAUCCCAGCUGCAAUUCAGGGUGCGGGCUCAGCUUGCGUUCAGAGUUACCGUUUGUUUUCUGUAGCAGCAGGUCUCUAGCCUUUUUUCUUUUUCCGUGCUGAUUUUGGGCUCUCACCACCCUCAGUCCAGCACAGACUAACAGUCUCAGAAAGGCCGCGGGGAAAAAAGAAGCUUGCUCUUUCUUGUAUGCAGAGAAAGAGGUUUCUUGCCUUUAAUGCUUCGUGUCACAGUAAGGCCACAAGUUUGAUACUUUUAUCUACUUGGUAUGCCUUUAUUUCAUCUCUCCACAUUCUCCUUCUCAAAGAGGGAGAAAAGACUGAAGUGAAUUGGUGAUAACUGCAGCUGUUCCUGCUGAAGCAGCCGUAAUGCUGUACACCUCCAAGUACCUGACCACUUGCCACUAUCAAGCUUCUGCAGUUUAAGGGCAUAAAGUAGGAAUAAGCUAGUUUGGAUGUUUUUUUCCCUUCUGUUUGCAGCACGGUAAUGUGAUGGCUAGUUCGUAGAAGUACAGGGAGGGUUCAUGAAUACUUUACCAAAGGGUAAACCAAGAUGUGCAUUUGUGUCUUGUUAGUUACUCUGCAGUAGCUGCUUGUUUACACAUUCUCACCCUUUUGCUCUUAAAUUCACUGUGAAGCGAGCUGUCUUGGCACCGACUAUGCAGGUGAGCAGCAGAGAUGGUAAACUAGGCGAUGAAAUUACAUUGCAAUAACUGUCUGGGUAGCCUUAAGGAUGGAUCGUGUCAGAUCAUAUGUAUCCCUCUUGCGGUCCUGAGCUGCGGUCUGUGAGGCUGCCCUGCUUCAGUACUUUGCCAAGUUGGACUUGAAUGUUUCAAGCAAUAGAGCUCUGACGGUUUGCUGUGACAGAUUCUCUCCAUCCUGAUGUGUGCUGGUGUUCACAUGUGUUUCCUUUCUAGGGAAAAGGUGAUUUCUGUCACUGCUUUGGUAGAGGUGUGUCAGUAUUGGCACUGGCAUGGCAUAGUCUGUAUUGUUUUGUUGGGUGGGGUGGGGGAAAGAAGAGAGGAGAUAUAACUGGGUAAUUGGAUUCAGGGAUGAUUAUGCUGCUGUGGUAGGUUUUACUGGAUGAAGCAGCUUGUUGCGAUAGGUGUUUGUUUCAGCUUCUGUCUGCAGGUGUGACUUGGCUAGAUAAGGAUGGUCUAUCACGAUGAUUUCAUUGUUUGAUUUGGCUGAACUGGGUGGAGAAUGUAGCUGCAUUGUUUGGGACUAGCUUUGUAGUUCGGUUUUGUUGAAGUGGAUUACAUGGCAGCACAUUGCUACAUUAUUAAGGUGAAGCUGCAGUAGAUAAUAGUUGGAGAAUGUUGGAGGGAAGAGAAUAUGCGCAGGAUUUCACAAUGCGUAACUAAUUGAGCCUCGCAACAGCUCCUGUGUUCCUGUUGGGAGAUCUGGUCAGCAGAAUGCGUUGGGAUUACACAGAAAACCUCUGGUAGUGAUUUCAGUUUGCAGUCGUACUUUAACUGCAAGACUGUCCAUGCUGUGUAAACCGCUGAGCGUGCUCCCAGAGACCGUGCUGGCCCCCACAGUGUGAAAGUUGUCUGGAUUCAUACUGCUCUUGCAGCAUUUCCAGUUUUCACGGUGGGUGAGGGAGAAUCUGGCAGGUAGCUGCUCUGUCUGUCUUUACUGACCUCAAACUUAGCAUUAAGCCGUUCCACAGAAUCUGUGUUUCUUUGUAUGACUGAACUUCCAGGUACUUAAACUUGCUUUAACAUGUGAGCGAACGCUAAUUGAUGCAGAGUUGUCUCCACUACUGAAAGUGUGGCUGAUCGGUUCUUGGGCAUGGAACUCUUUUGGCUUUAUAGGAAAUAACCGUAGUGCAAGGUGGGGCUAACCUAUCUAUCUUGAGCAAGCUUGCAGUAUGUCUUGCUUGGGAAGGUUUGCAGUUGGAUCCCCUUCUCCCUGUAGUGUAGCACAAUGACGUGAAGCAGGAGCUGCCAGAACAGUAGCAGAUAGUGCUUCUUCCUUCUAAAACCUGCCUGGUUUUCCCCUGGAUGUGAUUGCCUGGCUUUACCUGAUGCUUGAUGUUUUUAUUUAUGCGUUGUCUGGCUGUGGAGGAGAUUGUAUAUAUGAAGCACAGGGGUUUGGCAGAAGUUGCUGGGCACAUAGUGAGGGAAAGGUGAGCCUUUGAAGAGAGAUGGGUGCAGAGAAGGGGAGGUUACAUGUCCGAGCUUUGUGCCAGCUUCUCUAAGCACAGAUGAGCUCAUGGGAAUCCAGCUAGCUCAAAUGUGGGAGUGCUAAAGCAAGCCUGACCUAUUUCCCCUCUAUGCGGAGCACACAUCUUCAGACUUUUCCAUUCUGACGGUGGCUUUUUCACUGCUGACAAAUCUUGCCAGUCUGAGCAGAGGCUUCCCCUUGUCAAUGGUUCAGAGCAAGUUUCGAUUCCUCUGCUUCUGUGGCUGGCUGCAUGGGAGGGACACACAGCUUGGCUGUGCAUUCUUGUUGGUGAAACUAUUCCUCUCUUCUUUUUCCAGGUGAUCGUUUCUUGUCAGACAAGUGGUUUGCAACUCAUGGCCUCCACAAUGAGUACUGCCGUGUCGUGACACCAGGGGUCUUGUACUUGAAAGUUUGGUGAUGUCAGAAAUACUGUGCAGCCAGUGUGAUCCUGGUUCUGUUCUUCAUGUUUUCUCAUUGCACUGUGCAAGACUGGGAGUCUGAGAGAAUUCUCAUCUUACAAUAACAGUGUGCCCUGGAGAUGCGAGACUUCCCCUGGGCAGCAGGAGGCACGCGUCUAGAGAAUGCUGGAGCUGCAGGAGGGAAGUGCCCAGUGCAAAACCAGAGAGGAACAAAGAGAAAAAAGGCAAGCAGACAGCCAGCAUUGAGAGAAGCGGGUGGCAGAAAGUGCUUCGACGCUGCCUCUGGCGGCACGCUCCCCAGAGGAACUUGACGAGAGCCCAUCUGCGCGCGUGUGAGACUGUGAGCUCAGGAUUUCUGUCAAUGCAUUCCAGUAACCCCAAAGUGAGGAACUCCCCGUCAGGCAACACACAGAGUAGCCCCAAAUCAAAGCAGGAGGUGAUGGUCCGUCCCCCUACAGUGAUGUCCCCGUCUGGCAACCCCCAGCUGGAUUCCAAAUUUUCCAACCAGGGCAAACAAGGGGGCUCCACCAGCCAAUCCCAGCCCUCUCCCUGUGACCCCAAAAGUGGAGGUCACCCCCCUAAAGUGCUCCCUGGCCCAGGUGGGAGCAUGGGGCUGAAGAAUGGGGCUGGAAAUGGUGCCAAGGGGAAGGGGAAGAGAGAGAGGAGCAUUUCGGCAGACUCCUUUGAACAGAGGGAAGCUGGGACUCCUCAUGAUGACCCUGAAAUCAAAGACUGCAAUUCUGCUGAUCAUGUGAAGUCCCAGGAGUCUCAACACACACCACACUCCAUGACUCCUUCGAAUGCUUCAGCCCCAAGGUCUUCCACACCUUCUCAUGGCCUGACUGCCUCUUUGGAGCCAGCAAGUGGGCAGAAGACUCCAUCCAAAGUGGUUUACGUCUUUUCUACUGAGAUGGCCAACAAGGCUGCAGAAGCUGUGCUGAAGGGACAGGUGGAAACCAUUGUGUCCUUUCAUAUCCAGAACAUCUCAAACAGCAAGGCGGAACGAAAUACUGUACCCUUGAACCCCCAGAUCACUGCACUUCGGACUGAACCCAAGCCCCUGCCGCAGCCCCAGCCCCCCACUGCCCAGGACCAGAACCCUCCCCAGAACGCCAAAAUGCAGCCGACUCCACCUGUGUCAGCGCCAGUAUCCAAAUCCACUGGCCCCCCUUGUCCCAUAGAUCAGGACAGCCCCAGCGUGGAAAGCAAAGUGAUGUCUGUGGGCAGCCCUGCCAACUCUACCCCGUUGCAGACAGAAGGAUUUGGACAAAGUUCAACCCCCAAUAACCGAGCAGUUAGCCCAGUUUCCCAAGGUAGCAAUAGCUCCGCUGCAGACCCCAAAGGUCCUCCCCAGCCGGUGUCUGGUGGGGAUCCGUCCAGUUUGGGCGAGAAUCCAGACGGACUGUCGCAGGAGCAGCUGGAGCAUCGAGAGCGCUCGUUGCAGACCCUGAGAGACAUACAGCGCAUGCUCUUCCCUGACGAGAAGGAGUUUGCGGGAGGGCAAAGUGGGGGGCCACCCCCAAAUGCUGGGGUGCUGGAUGGUCCCCAAAAGAAACCUGAAGGGCCGAUACAGGCCAUGAUGGCUCAAUCCCAAAGUUUAGGCAAAGGGUCAGGGUCUCGGACAGACGGAGGGGCUCCGUUUGGCCCUCAAGGACACAGGGACAUGCCUUUUUCCCCAGAUGAAAUGGGGCCACCACCAAUGAACUCCCAGUCAGGACCCAUAGGCCCAGACCACUUGGACCACAUGACUCCUGAGCAGGUGGCCUGGCUCAAGCUGCAGCAGGAGUUUUACGAGGAGAAAAGAAGAAAGCAAGAGCAGGUGGUUGUGCAGCAGUGUUCCCUGCAGGACAUGAUGGUCCACCAGCACGGGCCUCGUGGGGUGGUCCGAGGCCCUCCCCCUCCCUACCAGAUGACCCCUGGGGAGGGCUGGGGACCUGGGGGUCCAGAGCCCUUCCCUGAAGGCAUGAACAUGUCGCACUCUCUGCCCCCCAGGGGCAUGGCUCCUCAUCCGAAUGUGCCCGGGAGCCAGAUGCGCCUGCCUGGUUUUGCAGGAAUGAUGAACCCUGACAUGGAGGGCCCCAGUGUCCCGAAUCCCGCCUCCCGGCCUGGGCUUUCGGGAGUUAGUUGGCCAGACGACGUGCCAAAAAUCCCAGAUGGCCGAAACUUCCCUCCUGGCCAGGGUGUCUUCAGCGGCCCUGGCCGAGGGGAGCGGUUCCCCAACCCGCAGGGCCUGCCUGAAGAGCUCUAUCAGCAGCAGCUGGCGGAGAAGCAGAUGGGCCUCCCUCCUGGCCUGAACAUGGAAGGCAUCAGGCCUGGCAUGGAGAUAAACAGAAUGAUGCCCUCCCAGAGACACAUGGAGCCUGGGAACAACCCCAUCUUCCCUCGCAUGCCGGUGGAAGGGCCGAUGAGCCCCUCCAGGGGGGACUUCCCGAAAGGAAUACCCCCACAAAUGGCCUCUAGCAGGGAGCUGGAGUUCGGGAUGGGUCCCAGCAGCAUGAAGGGGGACAUGGGCAUGAAUGUCAGCAUGGGGUCCAACCCACCCCUGGUCCCUCAGAAGCUGAGGGAGGCAGGAGUCGGGCCAGAAGAGAUGAUGAAACUGCGCCCCGGUGUCUCGGAGAUGCUCUCCUCGCAGCAGAAAAUGGUGCCACUGCCGUUUGGGGAGCACCCGCAGCAGGAGUAUGGCAUGGGUCCCAGGCCUUUCCUUCCCAUGUCUCAGGGCCCAGGAGUCGGUCUCCGAAAUCUCAGAGAACAGAUCGGGCCUGACCAAAGGACUAACAACCGGCUCAGCCACAUGCCGCCACUACCUCUCAAUCCCACCAGUAACCCUAAUAGCCUCAACACUGCUCCCCCUGCGCAGCGGAGCCUCGGCCGCAAGCCCUUGGAUAUCUCCGCAGCCGGUCAGGUGCAUUCGCCAGGAAUCAACCCCCUGAAGUCUCCCACGAUGCGCCAGGUCCAGUCUCCCAUGAUGGGGUCUCCCUCGGGGAACCUCAAGUCUCCUCAGACACCCUCCCAGCUGGCAGGAAUGCUUGCGGGCCCCACUGCCGCAGCUGCCGCUGCUUCCAUUAAGUCCCCCCCUGUCUUGGGGUCUGCUGCUGCUUCUCCUGUCCACCUCAAGUCUCCGUCUCUCCCUGCACCUUCUCCCGGAUGGACCUCAUCUCCAAAGCCUCCUUUGCAGAGCCCCGGGAUUCCCCCAAACCACAAGGCAUCUCUCACCAUGUCUUCCCCAGCCAUGCUGGGGAACGUGGAGUCGGGUGGUCCACCUCCUUCCACAGUUAGCCAGUCUGCUCCUGUGACUCUCCCUGGAAAUCUUCCCUCUAGCAGUCCUUACACAAUGCCCCCGGAGCCGACCCUCUCCCAGAAUCCCCUUUCCAUUAUGAUGUCCAGGAUGUCCAAAUUUGCCAUGCCCAGCUCUACACCGCUCUAUCACGAUGCCAUCAAAACUGUGGCCAGCUCGGAUGAUGACUCCCCUCCAGCACGCUCCCCAAACUUACCACCUAUGAACAGCGUACCAGGAAUGGGCAUUAAUUCUCAGAAUCCUCGAAUUUCAGGUCCAAACCCAGUGGGUCCAAUGCCAACCCUUAGCCCAAUGGGAAUGACCCAGCCUCUUUCCCAUAACAACCAGAUGCCCUCUCCAAAUGCUAUGGGACCCAAUAUACCUCCUCAUGGGGUUCCCGUGGGACCCGGCCUGAUGUCACACAACCCAAUGAUGGGGCACGGUUCCCAGGAGUCUCCAAUGGUACCUCAAGGACGCCUGGGCUUCCCACAGGGGUUCCCUCCUGUACAGUCCCCUCCGCAGCAGGUGCCAUUUCCACACAACGGGCCCAGCGGUGGACAAGGCAACUUCCCAGCAGGAAUGGGCUUCCACGGAGAAGGACCUCUGGGGCGUCCUACCAACCUGCCCCAAAGUUCGACAGAUCCAGCACUUUGCAAGACUGGAGGCCCUGGCGGUCCAGACUCCUUCACUGUUCUUGGAAACAAUAUGCCUUCGGUUUUCACUGAUCCAGAGCUGCAGGAGGUGAUCCGUCCUGGAGCCACGGGAAUACCCGAGUUUGACCUGUCCAGGAUUAUCCCGUCGGAGAAGCCUAGCCAGACACUACAGUAUUUCCCUCGUGGGGAGGUGCCCGGCCGCAAGCAGCCGCAGGGUCCUGGGCCUGGGUUCUCCCACAUGCAGGGGAUGAUAGGAGAGCAGACCCCGAGGAUGGGACUAACAUUGCCUGGCAUGGGGGGCCCCGGGCCAGUGGGAACUCCAGAUAUCCCUCUUGGGACGGCUCCAUCCAUGCCAGGUCAUAACCCGAUGAGGCCGCCUGCCUUCCUGCAGCAAGGCAUGAUGGGGCCGCACCACCGCAUGAUGUCACCAGCACAGACGGCGAUGCCUGGCCAGCCCGCGCUAAUGAGUAACCCUGUGGCCGCGGUGGGCAUGAUCCCAGGCAAGGACCGAGCCCCCGCAGGGCUGUACAGCCACCCGGGCCCUGUAGGGUCGCCUGGUAUGAUGAUGUCAAUGCAGGGCAUGAUGGGACCCCAACAAAACAUCAUGAUUCCCCCCCAAAUGAGGCCCCGAGGUAUGGCUGCUGACGUUGGCAUGGGAGGAUUUAGCCAAGGCCCUGGAAACCCAGGGAACAUGAUGUUUUAAGCUGCUACCAUAAGACUGGAUGUUCUGAUCCUUGUCAAGAUGAGAUUCCAAGUCCUGAGGGCUUUUUUGGGAGCUUCAGGAGUACAGUUUGGCCAUGCAAUAGGUGAAAAGAGACCAGAGGACGCUUUGGGAAAUCUCGAAUGUAUGGAAUUACCUGAAAAAAAAAAAUUAUUCAUUUUAACAGGUUGUUUUUUUUUAAGAUUUAUUUUUUAAAAAUUAUUUUUGUGGACUUGGGUAUCCCGUGACGGCACCUGCUUUGAGAAUCUGUAGCUGUAUUUUGAGAAUUGCCAUUUGUCACAAGUUGCACCAUUCUCUGUAUGUUUACGUCCUUCGGACUGGCUUCUCCCAGGACUCUUGGUUAUUUUUGGGGUUUUUUGUGUACUGUACUAUAUUGUAAAAGGGAUUUUAGCAGAGACUUUAGUCUUUGGGGUGAGAGGAGAAUGGGAUUCUAGGCUGUUUACUUUAGGUGGAGAAUCCAUCUUCAGAACUUCGGACUAUUUUCCUUCAACUCCAAUGUAUAGAAAAACCAAACUACGACCUCAGAGCAGAGUAUUAAUGAAAAGCACAAAAAGGAACUUAAGUUCAGUGAGGAGAAUCUUUUAAAAGAAAUAAAUAAUAAGUUAAGGACAUAUUUUUCAAAUUAUGGCGUGCUGUCCAGCACCUUCUGUCUCUCCCUCCCACUCUUUAUUAAAUAGGCUUCUCUCUCUCUCUCUCUCCGUCCCCCUUCUGUCUCCUCCUAUGGCAGCUGCAAUACGUUGUGUUAUUUUGGGGAGUAAAUCUAGGAGAGCCUCUCCUCAUGUGGGGACUCUUCCCACUUUUAGGAAGGGGCUGGACUUGGACACUGUUACAUCCUACAGUAGUCUCUCUCACUGUUUCCUAUUCUCCUUUUCUUAGAAACCCCAAGUGAUUUUAUUAAUGUGGGAGUGGAACAGACACUAAAAGUUAUCCAGGAUUUUUUUUGUGGUUAUUUUUUUUUCCUCCCCAGCGUAAAACGUUCUGUGUAACCUCCAUUAAAUUUGGUACAAAACCACUCGCCAGGGCUGUGGUGUCAGAAAAAUAAAAUAUAUUGUUUCUUACAAAAA
This is a messenger RNA of Falco peregrinus (peregrine falcon), 10531 nucleotides long. RefSeq names its product BCL9 transcription coactivator (gene BCL9). Gene Ontology annotation, molecular function: beta-catenin binding; transcription coactivator activity. The coding region runs from base 5181 to 9449 and encodes 1422 amino acids. Lineage: Eukaryota; Metazoa; Chordata; Aves; Falconiformes; Falconidae. The transcript has 9 exons. Gene Ontology annotation, biological process: positive regulation of transcription by RNA polymerase II; canonical Wnt signaling pathway. The record is from RefSeq and is a predicted model, not a curated record. Gene Ontology annotation, cellular component: beta-catenin-TCF complex.